GAUUGUCAUGGCUCAUAUUCACAACAUAAUGCCGCUCCCAUACAAGAUGAUACACAAAACUAUAUAGUUUUAGAUGGUUUUCAAAAUGCCACCCAUACACAAGUGGAAUUUUAUAGACAAAUUGAAACUUGUGAUCCCUACGAUGUACCAUUGGGGACCGAUACCAUUAAAGUCCUGUGGUCUUUUGGUGACACCGAUCCCAUACAUGGCAAUCUUAAGGGACAUGGUAAAAAUCGUGGUUCUAAACCUUUGCACCUGCUUGGACCUAUGUUUCGUAAGCCUCAUUCUGCCAAUAGAAAUCAUCAAGAUGUACAAAAAUGGGAUGUUACUGUGCAGAAUGUCACCAUAGAUGCCUCCAUGGAUACUUUAUAUUGGUGCAAAAUUAUUAAGGCUCCUGCUUUGUCGGAAAAACAUCAUAUUAUUGGUUAUGAAGCUUUGUUGACACGUGAAAGUGGCGCUACACAACCUUUGGUCCAUCAUAUGACACUAUUUGAAUGUUCUACUAAAUCAUACCCCGGCUCAGAUCCAGCCUCUUGGGAUGUUUGGGUAAAGAGUAGUGGUGCAGUGUGUAAUAGUAAUUUAUUAACCCCACGUGAUUGGGAUGCUUGUAUUACACCAGUGGCAGUAUGGUCAAUUGGCUCCUCAGGACAAUUUUUACCACCCCAUGUUGGCAUACCAGUGGGUGGUAAAACGGGCCCUAAAUAUUAUAUGCUAGAAAUACACUAUGAUAAUCCUCAUGCUCUUAAAUCUUCAGACCAUUCAGGUUUUCGCAUACACUAUAGUAAACAUUUGCGCCAACAUGAUGGUGGCGUUAUGAUAUCAGGCGUUUCUGUUUCGGAUACACAAUUAAUACCACCAGGUCAAAAGCUUUAUCGUAAUGUUGGCAUCUGUGGUCCUUCGUGUUCGAAUGAGAUGUUUCCUAAAGAUGGCAUAAAAAUAAUUUCCGGUACUUUGCACUCACAUCGUGCAGGCCGCAAAAUGACUUUAAGACAUGUACGCGAUGGCAAGGAAUUGCCACGUAUUAUUGAAGAUGAUAAUUAUGAUUAUAACUAUCAACAAGUGCGGCAAUUGGAAAAUGAAACUGUAGUUCUGCCGGGAGAUUAUAUAAUAACGGAUUGUGCUUAUGAGACUUCCUCACGCAAGCGUCCCACCUUUGGCGGCUAUUCGACUAAACAGGAAAUGUGCUUGUCUUUUAUCACUUAUUAUCCGCGCAUAGAAUUGGCCGGUUGCUAUAGCAUGACUCCAGUUCGAGAAUUUUUCGAAACUUUUGGUGUUUAUCAAUUCUAUUCAUUAAAUAUGACCGAUGUGGAAAAUCUAUUUUUAUACAAUGGCAAUGUUUUGGACUAUAUACCCAAUACUAUCUAUGCUAAGACAAAACCCAAUAGGGUUAAUAUGACCGAGGAAGAUAUAUUGUAUGAGGAGUCUUUAUUGAAUAAAUUAAUCAUUUCUGAUCCUGUGGAGUUUCAUGAUCGUACUUUCCUGUCUCAUCUUAACCAAUUACCCUGGUCUGAACCUUUAUUUACCAAACGAGUGGAGCAGAGCAUGAUUAAUGGCAAACAUAUGACGUUUUGUCGGGUUUCGAAUGAUGCUGUAUCUAUUCCCUCCGAAAUUAUACGUUAUCCAAAUUUCACCACCUUUGUUAAGCCCCCCAGCAUUUGCCCCUAUCAGCUGUUAAUGGAUAGUUCACCUUUAAGUUCCCUGGCCUUAGGUUUAAGUUUAAAUAAAUUAUUUUUAUUAUUUAUUAGUUUUAAUUUAUUUAUUAUAAAUUAUUUUGUAUUUUAAUUUCACAAUAGAAUGCUCAACUCAAUGAAUUUCAUAAAAAAUAAAUCCUGUUUGUAUAUAGAAAUUCACUCAAAGUAUUACUUAGAUAUAGAGCUAUAAGUUAAAAUUUCAAACCCCUAAAAUAUUGGAAAAAAAUUUACAAAAAAAUAUUAAAAAAAUUUAACGUUUUUAAAAAAAUUUACUAAUUUUCAUAAAACAAAUUAAAUUUUUAACAAAAUUUCUUUUACUAGUAUUUAAAAUACUAUAUCAAAGCCCAAAUUUCAGAACCCCUGUUCUAGUUUUAAGUAUUUUUCAUUUCCCAUAUUUAUAAAGACCUUCUCUUGACUUUAGUUUAUCUUAAAUACCUUGAAAAGUUUCCCUCAUAAUGUUCCGUAACAGUAAAAUUAGUUUUUUAACGUUUCGUUUUAUAAAUGAGUAUUGAGUCAUAAAUUUUAAGGUCUUGAAAAGUCAUUUAAUUUUAUAUAUAAUUAUAUAUAUUUAGUUAUAAUCAUGUUUAUAUUAAAAAAACACUUUAAAAAUUUUACAGUUUCAAAAAAAUUCAAAGAAAAAUAAGUAAAAUUACCAGAUUCUGACAAAGAUCAAGGGUCUCGUGGUUAAAGUCCUUAUUCAUAAUAAAUGUUUAAGUUUUUUAUCUUCAAUUUGUGUUAAAAAUUUUUCAUAAAUUAAUAGAUCUUUUGGUAAAGAUUUUACAAAAUUACCUGGAAACUGUGAAAACUUUUAAGAGUUCUGCUGUACUUAUUGUGACAUGUUAAGUUUAGAAUAUUUUUACAAUCCAAAGAUUUAGUUUUUAAGUUUAGCUUGAUAAGUUUAAGAUAUUUUUAAUAAAAAUUUAAAAUA
This is a messenger RNA of Lucilia sericata (common green bottle fly), 2619 nucleotides long. Its product is annotated as MOXD1 homolog 1. Gene Ontology annotation, cellular component: secretory granule membrane. Gene Ontology annotation, molecular function: dopamine beta-monooxygenase activity; copper ion binding. The record is from RefSeq and is a predicted model, not a curated record. Gene Ontology annotation, biological process: octopamine biosynthetic process; norepinephrine biosynthetic process; dopamine catabolic process. Lineage: Eukaryota; Metazoa; Arthropoda; Insecta; Diptera; Calliphoridae.